GGCGGAGUAAAUAGCCAGUGUGCUGUAAGAGAUAACCUGGCGAGUGGCAGCGGCGCUUUUCCCGUGCUGUGGCUCGCUCACGCUUUGGUACUGGAGGCCAAGACUGUUUUGGCGACGGCGACCUCUGCGGCGACGGCUGAGGCUUUCGGAGGAGUGACGGAGUACGGUCUGGAGGAAGGGCUUCUGGUCAGCCCAGCAUAUCUAAUCAUCUUUUGGAACAGAAUUAUAUGAGACAUAUUUUGAGGAAUGAUGAAUUAAAAUGUACUUUAACAAACCAAGAUUUAUCAGUCGUCUCCAUGUGCAUUGCAAAACAACCUGUAUAAUUUUAUAGGAAAGAAGGAGAGAUAUUGAGGAGAAAGAAUACAUCCUAGUCAACUUAUUGUCAUCUUGAUUCUAUCAUAAUGAAUGGAUCCAGUGUAGCCAAUACAUCACCUAAUGUAAAAUCCAAAGAGGACCAAGGAUUAAAUGGGCACGAUGAGAAGGAAAACCCAUUUGCAGAGUACAUGUGGAUGGAGAAUGAAGAAGAUUUCAACAGACAGGUGGAGGAGGAGCUGCAGGAGCAAGACUUCUUAGACCGCUGUUUCCAGGAGAUGCUGGAUGAAGAAGACCAAGACUGGUUUAUCCCCUCACGAGACCUGCCUCCGGCUAUGGGACAGUUGCAGCAGCAGUUAAAUGGACUGUCAGUCAGCGAUGGCCAUGAUUCCGAAGACAUUUUGAGCAAAAGUAACCUGAACCCGGAUGCCAAGGAAUUUAUUCCGGGAGUGAAGUACUGAACUGACAGAAAGCUUUGAGGAGAACUUGUAUGUCCCCACAUCUGGGGACAGUGCUGCACAAAGAGGCAGAGCUGAAGAGGGGGGUGGGGUGGGCGAGGGGUGCACAGUGGGGAAGGGGGACAGUGGUUUAACUUGACACUGUGAGUGGAGUAACUAAUGUGCUCAGUCUUACUCUACAAGCCUCCGAGUCUUUCUCUUUUGUUCUACAGACUUUGGUUUGGGGCAGUUUCCUAUUAUUAUUAUUAUUACUAGUUUUUUGAGUUAAGGAAAUUGCAAUCUUUUUUCCCCUUUAUCAGGAAUGUUCUGCUGUGUGUGUUUAAACAAAAUAAGCUGACCAAGAAAAUCUGGGUGUUUAAGAAUGCCCUUCUCACCCUGCUGUACACUUACCAAGGGCAGUGAACACCUAGAGAACUACUUAUCGAGUCCGUUAAGCUGGAUGAGAAGAGGGACGAGUGGAAGAAGCAGGUGUUGCAAAUCAGAGUUCUCGGCCCAGCUCCCUUGACUCCCAGGGCUUUCCUGCAAUGAACCGGAUUACCGUGGCCUGCCAAGCCCAUGUCUCCUUGCCUGGAACCCCAUUCAAGAAAACACAGAUUUAAAGUACUGGGUUAUGGUAACUCUUGUGAUGGCUAAUGGAGGUUGUAAACCAGCAGGGGAGGGCUGCGACAGUGACUGUCCCUUGGGUCGCUUGGGUCACUCAGUCACUGCUGACCUGUUCUUAAGCCUCUGCUUAGGGCCAUCACCGAACUCAUUAUCCAUUAUUUACAAGGUAAAAGAGCUCUAGGAUGGGUUUGUCACUUCGACUCUCAUGGCAUCUAGUCCCCUAUCUCCUUUCCGCCCCAACCCUACUCUGUUUUUAAGGAAAGAUACUGUUACCAAAGGUGAAGCAGAGGCAUGCUGUGCGGGCCAUCAGCUUCCGCCUGGAGAAGUCAACCUUGAAUCCUGUUAGUUGUGUCUUAAGAGUAUUUUGACAAUUUUUUGCCAGCCCUGUGAAGACUUGGUCCUCCUGAUAUCUUCCCUUAUUAGUAAAUUAUUCCCAAUAAUUUUGCCCAAGUAAACAUAUUUUUCUGGACACCAGCAAGAAGCUCCAUUCACAAUUUGGAUGCUUCUCCCCACCUUACAGAAUUAUACAAAAGAACUCAAAAAAAGCCUGGGAGAAUGAGUCUUGGUUGACCCAUGUGACCAUGUGACCCACUGGUACAGUUUCAGCAAUUAUAAAGUUUUGCUGUUCCCCGACCCCCAGCUUUGCAAGUUUUCUAGGUUGGGCUCUUCGGGUAUGUUCCUUUUGUCUUUCCCGACUAUAAGUCACAGGGGUUUUGGCUGAUACUCAUAAGGAAUUAAAAUGGGCACCAGAAGCUGCCUUUGUGUGAUAAAGAUGUAGAUGGCAGAGUUAGGUCUAAAAGAGAACAUGUCUUAGUCCUGGCCGUUCUCCCAGGACAAGGAUUUGCAGAGGCCCGAGGGGGACAGUGGCUUCUGUGUGACUGCUACUGUGUUGUGCGACAGGCCUAUUAGGAAAAGGCCAUGUAACGAAAUAAAGUCUGUUAAAUUCAGUAUGUGGAUACGGGACAGAGGUUGGAAGGAAAGGACCAGCGUCUAGAAAGCUUAGGAAUCUCUCCCUUUUCUUAUGCGCUUCCUUGUUGACUUUUUGAACAGCUGCAGGCUAAUGUCAGUUUUAAAAUAUGAACCCACAUCUUUCCCUCAUUUGAGUCUAUAGGAUGGCAUUGUUUGAAGAAUGGCCCUUUUUGUUAGGUCAACGACAUAGGAGAGUAGCUUAAGGAGCUUGUACUGCCAGACAUGCAUGUUAAUUCCUGAAGCCUCUACCCUGAGAGAAUGGAACGCUUAACCCAUUUUCAGGGAGGCCUCUGAAUAAAGAAACUUCUUUAUUCCAGCUUCAGCUUUCAGCUGGGGUUGUUGCCUAUAAUAGGGAAAGGGCCUUGGAAGUGCAGGAAUAGAGGUGUGUCUGUGCUGGGACCCCUUUUCCUCCUUCAGUCUCCAUUAACUUAUCCAAGCUCAGAGUCCUGAAGGCUGUUGGAAAUAUGUUGAGACUGCAGAAAGAGCCGUUUUCUAGAGUGUGGGUGUCUCCAUCACAAAGAUAUAACGGAUUCUCGUGUGGCUCCCAAUCUGGAAAGUCCUAUAAGGAUCCAGGUGGAGCCAUUUCUUCAUUCUGAAGAAGGCUUGUUCUCCUGACCAGGAUAGGCUAAGAUACUAUGUGCGGUCCAAGUCCUGUCUGCUGUGGAGUUCCAUUUUGGAUGCCAGUCUUUAGCACGGGUUUCACGAGGCAGAUUUGGUCAGGACUAAGAGAGCUCCCUGCCACAUGAGCAGUGAAACCUGAGGGCUGGACUUUCCAGUCCUAUCCAGACACAAGAGUGUGCUGACUCCAGGAUCAGGAAGCAGCCAGCAAUGUGACUGGCCCCUUUCUUAACGAGUAAGCUCGCACUGCAGUUUCUUUCCGUAGCCUGGCUCUUUUCUCCAUUGUUCAGAUCUUGUGAGGCAGGAGCACAGUUGUCACCCAGAUCAUAGGCUCAGCUAGAGAGUUUGCCAGCUCCUUAGCAGAAAAAUUCAUGUGGGUCUCUUUGGACCUUCACUGGGAAAAGGCUGGGGGCCUCUGUCUCCAACUUUCGCCCUUUAUAACAAACAUUCUGACUGCGUACCAGCCGGGGCAUCUUUACCCUUUAAGGGCAAGGCUGGUAUUUCUAAGUGAUUCUUUUCAUGUUGAAUUUAAGCCACUACUGUGUUUAAACUUUUCCUAUUGGCAACUGAAGUUUGAGGAUUUGCAUAGAAAUACAAUAUGUAUUUUCAACAUGUGCCAAUUCUGGCAGGUCCCAGUGUUAGUUUAGUAGUGACUGAUUUCUGAGUCUUGUGAUUAUUGGACUCUAAAACUCCAAGAUGAAAAUGAUUUUAUCUCUUGCUCUUCAAGAGAAAAAAAACAAAUCGAGGAAGUGCCUUUUCAGUUUCUCCACGUCUUUGAACUGCAGCGGAAAACCUGACGGACACAGCCUAGGCCUAAGCACCUGCAGCUGCGGGUCCUUGGGCAUUCCUGACACAACAGCUGACUCUGGGGGUCACGUAUGGUCAAACCAAAACGGAUUGUAAGGAAAAGGCUGGAACUUUGCAGCACCUUUGGUUUUCAAAGUCAAAACAGCUGGGGUCUCUUUAAGAGGCUAACCAUGGCCUAAAAAAUGUUUUCAGUGAAAUACUAAGCAGCAUUUUUUAAAUUGUGUACUGUCCUAGUGUGAGUUUUGUCUUGAUUUUGGAGAGGCCAAGAAGUAAGGAGGUCACUAAAAUAGUCUGGCAAUUAUAGAUGUCAGAGAGGAGAGCUGUGUGAAGGAGGAGCUGAAGGAAACAGUUUGACUGUAUUAGUGCCACUACGGACCCCACGUAGACACAUCAGGCACCCAGGAAUGGAUGCUGCUGUGAUUGGAGGGGACAAGUGUUCUUCGAUAAGGGUCCCAGCAUCACAGGUUAAUAAUGUUUGUUGGUUUAGGUGACAUGUAGCAGACUUCUGACAAAUCUGACCAAGAUUUGGGGGUGUCCACCUAUUGGGGAAGACUGUAUAUCUAUCCCCAGCCACUCCCUGGGGGUAAUGCAUGCGUUUGGGAAAUGAGUGGAGAGAACAGGAGGAUUGACCCAAAUCUGCUGUACGCUAUGCUAUUUACUAUAAAAUGGUACAACGUUUUCACUCUGUAACUCAACACUAAGGGAUAAUCCUGCCCUGUUGAUUGUGAGCCUUCAGAAAUGUUUAAUGCUUGAUGUGUGGUUUGGGAAGCAGGGAUUUUUUUGACAACAACUUUACUGAGGCAUAUCUUACAUAUAAAAUUCACCCAUUUCAAGUUAUUUUAGUAAGUUUCCUGAGUGGUAGGAAACCACCAUAACCAUACUCACCUUUACAACAUUUUCAUCCUCCUCCCACCCCCAGAUCCUUCGUGCUCUUUUACAUGAUAAUCCCUUAUAUUUCUGUCUCUAUAAAUUUGCCUUUUCUGGGCAUCAUAUCAAUGGAAUCCUACAAACUGUGGUCUCUUAUAUCUGGCUUUUCUCACUUAGCAUAUUUUUGAGUUUCAUCCAUGAAGUAUAUAACUUGCGUUGGUAGUUUCUUCCUUUAUAGUGCUCGGUAGUAUUCCAUUGACGGAUAUACCACAGUUUGUCAGCAGGUAAUCUUUUAAACUUGGAUUUCAGCCUCCUGUGUUCUGAACAGAACCCUCAGAACACAGAACUCCUAGGGAAGCUGCUGUGCAUGUCAAAGGAACUGCUUACCAGAACCAGCUUCGUCACCAGAAGCUCCACAUGAGGAGCCUCGACUGCAGAAAUUUUUAUAAUUUUGCAACUUCUUUUUUAUAAGGAACUUUCGUGCUGUCUACACAUCAGGACUUUUGAAACAUCUGAUAAUUUAAUGAGUAUGUUUUGAGUGGACACAAAAGUGAAACCAUCUGUACUCUGUUGGUAUUUGAUCCUCUUGAACUGGAUGGAGGGGAUCUCUGAACUUUCUGAAUACAGUAUUGUCUCCAUUACAAAGUUGAGCAUGUAUUAAAGAUUGUGCUGCCUCUGUUGGAUGGAUUUGGAGAAGACAGCCAGCAGAGGAGGUCUCGAGAAAGGGAGGGGAGCCUGUGGAGCAAGAAGCCCUGAGGGUCUACGCGUGGCUCACCCAUCUGGUGGUGUGGAUGGCAUAGUGCUGAUGGUGCCCCGCGGCAGCUUAGUGCAAUGUCUUGACUUUGGACUGUGAUCCGCGUUUCACAAGUGUUUAAAAGCUGUUUUUGUUCCCUCCCCCUCCCCAAAUAAACAUUACAGGGUAGUUACUAAUACUUCUUUGGGGGAGGGGGAGGGCUUUAAAAUUGAAAAUGAUUUUCAUAAAAAUAUAAAAAAUGGGAAAAAAGUUACUUUUUAAAAAUUUUGCUAUACAAACCAAAUGGCAGCUGUGGAAAGUCUCAAUAAAAUGAGAAUAAAUUGCA
Messenger RNA from Felis catus (domestic cat), 5713 nucleotides. RefSeq names its product poly(A) binding protein interacting protein 2B (gene PAIP2B). Gene Ontology annotation, cellular component: cytoplasm. Gene Ontology annotation, biological process: negative regulation of translational initiation. Gene Ontology annotation, molecular function: mRNA regulatory element binding translation repressor activity. The coding region runs from base 402 to 773 and encodes 123 amino acids. The transcript has 5 exons. Lineage: Eukaryota; Metazoa; Chordata; Mammalia; Carnivora; Felidae. The record is from RefSeq and is a predicted model, not a curated record.